GAAAAAUUCAAAGCUAUUUCCCUAUUUUUCUUUCUCCUCUUCUUAUUGAAUUCACGGUGACUUUUAAAGAACAUAAAGGCAUUUAAGAUAGUUAAAACCAUCAGACAUCCUGCUUUACUUCGAAUUCAAUGAUAAACAAAAUCAAAGAAUAAAAUAACAAGCCUGAUUUAUUUAUCUGAAUAAUGUGUGUCUCACUAUAAGGUUAUAAUGAAAGCAGGGGAAUCCUUAGAGUUAUGUAGUAUAGCAAAUUAUAAAUAAAUAAAUAAAUUUAUAAAUAAAUAAAUAAAUAAAAGAUGCUAGCGGUGAUAUUUACUCAGAUAAGUAUCAGAUUUAUUCAGUCAGUCCAGUGAAAUUGGGAGGUUUCUGGAGUGCCUGGCCGGUCGUCAGAGCCAGGAGAGUAUUAUGAUUUAAUGGUGUCUUUUCUGCUGCAUUUGAUGAGCUGUCCUAGAAAAACAUUUGAAGCAAUAAAGUAUCCAUUUGGCUUCUAAGUAAUGAGGGAGGCAGUGGUCUUUCAUUAACUAUUUAUUCAGGAAGAAAGUGACCAACUGCUAAUAAGCUUUAUCCAAAGAGGGUGGCGGAAAACAGGAGAAAAUGCAGAAGUGAGGUUCUGUUCAAUUUCAUAUGCAAUUAACAAACACCCAAAGCUAAGCGGUUGGUGCUCCUCCUCCAUGUGACUUCUGGCUGGCUGUAUUUAAGUGCGAGUGCCUGUCAGAUGCAUGAAAGGCCCCUGGGUUUAAGGAAGGAUUGUGCCGUCUACACCAAAGACCAAAAGAAAGGAGGCAAUGAGCGAUAAUCACUCCAUUCAGAAGACUGAUGCUGUGCGCUGAGAACAGGAAGGAGAUGGAGGACUGGAUGAGCUCACUGAAGUCUGUACAGACCAGAGAACCUUACGAGGUGGCCCAGUUUAACGUGGAACAUUUCUCAGGGAUGCAUAACUGGUACGCCUGCUCCCACGCGCGACCCACUUUCUGUAAUGUGUGCAGAGAGAGUCUUUCCGGAGUCACCUCCCAUGGCCUAUCCUGUGAAGUGUGUAAAUUCAAAGCUCACAAAAGAUGUGCAGUGAGGGCAACAAAUAAUUGCAAAUGGACGACUCUAGCCUCCAUAGGGAAGGACAUCAUAGAGGACGAGGAUGGAGUAGCUAUGCCUCACCAAUGGCUCGAGGGUAACUUGCCUGUGAGUGCCAAGUGUGCUGUCUGUGACAAAACGUGUGGGAGUGUUCUGCGUCUACAAGAUUGGAAAUGCCUUUGGUGUAAAACAAUGGUACACACUGCCUGCAAAGAUUUAUACCAUCCUGUGUGUCCCCUUGGCCAAUGUAAAGUGUCUGUCAUACCUCCAAUUGCACUGAAUAGCACUGAUUCUGAUGGUUUCUGUAGAGCGACAUUUUCAUUCUGUGUUAGUCCUCUACUGGUUUUUGUCAAUUCUAAGAGUGGAGAUAAUCAGGGAGUAAAGUUCCUUCGACGAUUUAAACAGUUGCUAAAUCCGGCUCAGGUGUUUGAUUUAAUGAACGGAGGUCCUCAUUUAGGUUUAAGAUUAUUCCAGAAGUUUGACAAUUUCCGAAUUCUUGUUUGUGGAGGAGAUGGAAGUGUAGGUUGGGUCUUGUCAGAAAUUGAUAAGCUCAACUUGAAUAAACAGUGUCAGCUGGGAGUAUUGCCUUUGGGUACAGGAAAUGACCUUGCCCGGGUUCUAGGCUGGGGCGGUUCCUACGACGAUGACACCCAACUUCCUCAAAUUCUAGAGAAGCUGGAACGUGCCAGUACCAAAAUGCUAGACAGGUGGAGUAUAAUGACCUAUGAACUCAAAUUGCCACCAAAGUCUUCUCUACUCCCAGAACCUCCAGAAGCAUCGGAAGAAUUUUAUAUGACAAUUUAUGAGGACUCCGUUGCAGCUCAUCUUACAAAAAUUCUCAAUUCUGAUGAACAUGCUGUGGUCAUAUCAUCUGCCAAGAUACUAUGUGAAACUGUAAAGGACUUUGUUGCCAAAGUAGAGAAGGCCUAUGAAAAAACGUUGGAAAACACCGUUGCCGCAGAUGCCGUGGCCAGUAAAUGUUCGGUCCUAAAUGAAAAGCUUGAACAACUGCUUCAAGCUUUGCACACAGAUUCCCAGGCUGCCCCCGUUCUCCCAGGCAUCCACUCUCUCAUCGUAGAAGAAGAUACCGUGGAAUCUUCCAGUGAAGAAUCCUUGUGUGAAAGCAAAGAACAGCUCGUGGAUGACCCUGCAAAACCUCACUCCCAGAAAGCUGUCAAGCCAAAGGAAAUAAUGCUGCGGGCAAACAGUUUAAAGAAAGCUGUGAGACAAGUCAUUGAAGAAGCUGGCAAAGGUACCCGUGAACAAAGUUGGCCUUUGAAGAAGUUAGCUGCGUCCCCAUCUUUUAUGGAUGACCAGAGUGUCCAUCCCUGUGAGCCAGUUAGCCAGUCGUUCGAUAAUGACAGUACAGAAACAGACGAAUCUAAAGAAGAGUCUAAAGACGAUGACACAAGAGAGUCAUUAACUGUUAAAGCUGCACCUGCACCUCGGUCUCCAGAUGGCCGGGCAAGUCGUUCCCAAGCUGACUCUGGCUCUGGUCCCGCUGUGGCAGCUGGCAAAGAGAACCUCCCUGUGCUCAACACCAGAAUAAUCUGCCCAGGUUUAAGAGCAGGACUAGCUGCCUCCAUUGCUGGGAGUUCUAUAAUCAACAAAAUGUUACUAGCAAAUAUUGAUCCUUUCGGUGCAACGCCAUUUAUUGACCCCGAUCCAGAUUCAGUAGAUGGAUAUUCAGAAAAAUGUGUCAUGAACAAUUACUUUGGGAUUGGAUUAGAUGCAAAAAUUUCAUUAGAAUUUAAUAAUAAGAGAGAGGAGCACCCUGAAAAAUGCAGGAGCCGAACUAAAAACUUGAUGUGGUAUGGAGUCCUUGGAACCCGGGAGUUAUUACAGAGAUCAUACAAGAAUUUAGAACAGAGGGUUCAACUUGAGUGUGAUGGGCAGUAUAUUCCUCUCCCCAGUCUGCAAGGAAUAGCAGUGUUGAACAUUCCCAGCUAUGCAGGAGGCACUAACUUUUGGGGUGGAACUAAAGAGGAUGAUAUAUUUGCUGCACCAUCAUUUGAUGACAAGAUCCUGGAAGUCGUUGCAAUAUUUGAUAGCAUGCAAAUGGCAGUUUCAAGGGUCAUUAAACUGCAGCAUCAUCGAAUAGCCCAGUGCCGAACGGUAAAAAUAACUAUAUUUGGCGAUGAGGGAGUCCCAGUGCAGGUGGAUGGUGAAGCAUGGGUUCAGCCUCCAGGAAUUAUCAAAAUUGUACACAAAAACAGAGCUCAGAUGCUAACAAGGGACAGGGCUUUUGAAAGCACGCUGAAAUCUUGGGAGGAUAAACAGAAGUGUGAUUCCGGUAAACCAGUUCUUCGAACUCAUUUGUACAUCCAGCAUGCCGUUGAUUUGGCAACAGAAGAAGUGUCCCAGAUGCAGCUCUGCUCCCAGGCCGCAGAAGAGCUCAUUACUAGGAUCUGUGACGCAGCCACAAUCCAUUGUCUCUUGGAACAAGAGCUGGCCCAUGCUGUGAAUGCAUGCUCCCAUGCCCUGAAUAAAGCCAACCCACGCUUCCCAGAGAGUCUUACAAGAGACACUGCCACGGAAAUAGCCAUCAAUGUGAAGGCACUUUAUAAUGAAACAGAAUCUUUGCUAGUGGGCAGGGUCCCUUUGCAGUUAGAAUCCCCACAUGAGGAGCGCGUUUCUAAUGCCUUACAUUCCGUGGAGAUGGAGCUGCAGAAGUUAACGGAGAUUCCGUGGCUUUACUAUAUCUUACACCCAAACGAAGACGCGGAGCCCCCCAUGGAUUGCACCAAGAGAAACAGCAGAAGCACAGUCUUUCGGAUCGUGCCAAAGUUUAAAAAGGAAAAGGUUCAGAAGCAGAAGACAAGUUCACAGCCUGUUCAAAAAUGGGGCACAGAGGAAGUUGCUGCUUGGCUGGAGCUGCUCAAUUUGGGAGAGUACAGAGAAAUCUUCAUUCGUCAUGACAUCAGAGGGGCUGAACUUUUGCAUCUGGAAAGGCGAGAUCUUAAGGACCUGGGGAUUGCGAAAGUGGGUCAUAUGAAGCGAAUUCUCCAGGGAAUUAAAGAGCUUGGAAGGAACCCUCCCCAGGCUGAGUUGUAAUCAUACUGGUGCUAUUCCUUGGAAGGGAAGUUAUUGCUACUUAAUACAAAGCUCUUAGAAGCAAUGGUCUGUUUCUGUACUUUUCUGCCUAGAAAGCAAGUACCAGGGAAGCACCUCUAUGGCUUGAUAUCUUGCUGUGGGUGAAAAUUUUCAUUUGAGGUAUUAGGAAAUAUUUUUGUGCCAAAAAAAAUACAUUCCACAAAGCCAUUUACCUAUUGUGCAAACUUGACGUGUUCAGAUAUGCUCAUAUUAGUAAGAAGGUAGGAAGAAUCCGAGAUAAUUGCACUGUCUGAAAGGUGGAAACGUUUACUUACAUUGUACUUUCCUGAAACUUGGUCAGAUGGAAUGAUUUUCCCAUAUGACUGCAUAACAAUAUGUGGCUAAAACUUCUAGGUUUCGUUAUUGGAGGCAUUGGCUUCUUCCUUAAAAAUCACUGGUUAAGAGACUAAGAUAUACAUUAGUUUGUGUUUUGAAUGCUAGAUUGGGUGUCAGCUGAGAUUCCUAGCAUUCAGUCGUCAGGGAACAUGGUUGAAACCCCUCAAAUAUUAUGAAUGAAUGCAGAUCUUAAUGCACGACAUUCCUGCCUGAAUGGUCUUUCUUUUUCUUGCAUGUCAUGUAAUAUCGUAAAACUUAGCUUUAAUGUCAGCUUUAAUGGAAUUUAAUUUAUUACUACCGAAGUUACCUUUUUGUUGGUUCAAGGCACUUUUCUGUUCUUUGAUGGGGGAUUUUGGAUAAAUAUUCUGUAUUUAAGAAUUUGUGAACAUGUGUCUGUGCCAUAAUCAACAAAUAAUACACAUUUUAUGCAAGCCAAUUCAAUGUCACUCUAUCAUCAACAGUAGACAUGCGCAUUAAGAAACUCUCUGGAUAUUUUUAUAAAAUUACAUGUUCUGUUGCUGAACUAAAAGCUUAUUAUAGCUUCCAAAACCAAAAUUCCCACAUUUUGUUAUUUUUUUUGUUUAAUUUAGUAUUUAUUUAAUACUCUGUUUGCAUUUAUAAUAUAGUGAGCUAUUGACAUCCAGGAGUUUCCCUGAGGCCUCAACUGGGAUUCAUAUACUGAUUGGUCACCCAGACUUACCCGCUAGCUAGAGUAACUACUGAUAAAUCUUCUCAAUGAGAGAUUUAAAUUUUUAAAUUUUUUCUUAAGGGCUUUAUAUUAUUAUUAUUAUUAUAUUAUUAUUAUUAUUAUCUCACUUAAUUCUUAUAUCAAGUAGAUAUCACUUUCCUUUUCCUAAACCACUAUACUUCAGUGUAAGCUUAUUAGGAGUCAACAUUACAAUUACCAAAUCUUUGAAAGCCAAAGGCAUACAUGUCAAAAAGUCAUAAAAAUAUCCUUAAACAAUCUUUCUUUAAACAUUAUAUACCAAAAAUUAAUUGUAAUAUUUAAAAAUCUAUAUAAGAGAAAAAAACAGGGUAUUGACCCGGUGGUGACAAUUUUCAUGAAGUAGCCUUCUAAGUAGGUGCUCAAUAGAAAAACAUACACACACAUGUACAUAUACGUUUCUACAUGUCUAUACACACAUGCAUGUACAUUCACACUUACAUAUGCAUCAUCUUGAAAUAUACUCUCAUUGAUAUUUUCUGGACAAUUAUUUGUCAAAUGCCUAAUGAGAAAUAUUAGUGAGAAAGCAUUUAAAAUGAACACUGUCAGACAUAGAAUUUCAUUAUAGCAAAGGAGUUUAAAUAUUUGACACUUUAGUCUUAUUUAUAAAUUGGGCAUUUAAGUACCAGUAAAAUCACAAAAUUUUGAUAUCUUAAAAAUAAAUGAGCCUGGUGGGUUCCUGACCAAAUAUGUCUGACUAUAUGUUUUACCUAAGUUGUGAAUAAAUGGAAAUUUCCCAAAGGGAAUUACAUCAAGUAGUGUGAAAGAGUCAGAAGCUACUCAUUUAAUAUUAUAAUGUUACCCACACUUAGGAAAUCAAAGGGCUUCUCCAGCCCCUGAAGGUAUCCUGCUUUUCAGGCAUUUCCCUAUGAAAAUAAAAUGGAGAUGCCAGCUGUCAGAUCACAGAUCCCUAUCCAGCUCUACCAAAAAAAGAAAGGUAGGGGCAAAGAGGCAAGGAACUCUAGAGAAGAAUUAAUUAAUAUAAAAAUCUUUACAGAUUUUCAUUCGCCCAAAAUACCCCUUUGCCACUAGAAAAGAUUUAAGCUAUUACACGUUCGGAAUUUGAGAGUAAGAUGAAGAUAAUUAAAUUUUUUGUUUGAUGCUGGUCUUUUUACUCAUAGGUAGUAACUCUUAUCUAUGCUGUAAAACCUCAAUUGAUGGACUCUUUAGUUAACUAGAAUUUUCUUGGAGAUGGCUUUUGGAUGAGGGAAAUCCUUUAAAAUGACAAUUUUGGUAUCUUUUUUGUUGUUGUUAAAUAAGAGCAAUUGUUCCUGUAUGCUUUGUCUGUGCAUGAUGGAUGUAGGACCCAGAUGACCUUAUUCACAUCUGUUGGCCAAGAUGGUAUCCUCAGAGCCUCCCUAGGUGCCCAUUAGCAUCAAAGAGGGGCCAGCUUAUAGUAGAUGGGGCUACGAAUAAAAAGUAGGAAGAACUGCUCUCUGGAAUCUGAUCACAGCUCAGGGGAGUGCAGGUGGGGCCUCUGUACCUUGAUCCAUUCGUAAGCUGAGCUGAGAAGCUUAGCCCUACUCCCAGUUGCCAGCUCUAACUGUACGUUCCGCUGCUAGGCUCUCCCACACCUGGAUAAUUUGGGAGGGAUGAAGGGGAAUCACAGCCCAGCCAACAUCCACUCCCUUACAGUCUUAUUUUCCUGAGGAAGAAUUUGAGACAGAUAUAUGUGUGUGUGUGUGUGUGUGUGUGUGUGUGUGUGUGUUUAAAGAUUUUAAGUAAUCUCCACACCCAACGUGGGGCUUGAGCUCACAACCCCAA
This is a messenger RNA of Lutra lutra (Eurasian river otter), 6982 nucleotides long. It is a transcript of the gene DGKH, whose product is annotated as diacylglycerol kinase eta. Gene Ontology annotation, biological process: intracellular signal transduction; diacylglycerol metabolic process; lipid phosphorylation. The coding region runs from base 814 to 4119 and encodes 1101 amino acids. Gene Ontology annotation, molecular function: protein binding; ATP-dependent diacylglycerol kinase activity. The transcript is spliced from 28 exons. The record is from RefSeq and is a predicted model, not a curated record. Lineage: Eukaryota; Metazoa; Chordata; Mammalia; Carnivora; Mustelidae.